Messenger RNA from Diprion similis, 4357 nucleotides. RefSeq names its product proton channel OtopLc-like. Gene Ontology annotation, biological process: proton transmembrane transport. NCBI's taxonomy places the organism in Eukaryota, Metazoa, Arthropoda, Insecta, Hymenoptera, Diprionidae. The transcript has 8 exons. The record is from RefSeq and is a predicted model, not a curated record. Gene Ontology annotation, molecular function: proton channel activity. Bases 197 to 3160 code for a protein of 987 amino acids. Gene Ontology annotation, cellular component: membrane.
GGUGGUGAGCCAAAAGAAGCGCUACUGUAACCCCCACGUGACAUCCAGGCAGAGGAAUUCGGCGAUAACGCGACACUGGUACGUGAAAAUAUCCGGCGUAUCCGGACCUCGACAUGUUCGGAUUGGCCAAGGCGUGACUUCCGGCCGCCUAACACCGUAAACCAAAUAGCCGUUGUGCCUCUGACCGGGAAUUAAUAUGGUGGCCGAACUAUCCGGCAUUUCUGCCGCGAUCACGGAGCAGAAAAGUGCGGGUACCAGCAACGGCAGAAGGCCAAGACCCCGGUGGAUACAAACGGCGACCCGUGAACCAGUCUACAGCGUUUUGGACAGCAAUACGGACUCCGUCACACCGGCAACAUCGCCACCAUCAACACUCAACGAAAAUGCAGUUCAGGUUGUGAUCAGCGCGGUUAACGGAGCCGUUAAGGGUAGGAAGAUUUCCGACGCUACCAGCGUUCACCAGAAAGAAUCUCCCUACGUCUGGUUACCCAACGAGACCGCGGAGAUAGUCGAACCCCUGGAAGAAGUGGAGGAAGCCAUCUACAGCGUCGUCAGGAAACCGCCGAAGAUACGACAGCAGGAGGAGGACUCCGAGGUCCUGAACCGACAGCAGGAGCUCAAUCGGUGGCUUCAGACAGCCUCUAGGCAGACGGGACCAAACCCUGAAAUGUACUCGACGGACGGUGAACCCAAGUUCGAUUACGACUGGCAGAGGGAUGUGGGAACAAGAGCUAAUCCUCCGGUGACCGGAAUUCCGAGGGGUAUCGUGGGCCUCGUUGGGCCCUACAGGGUUUAUCCAGACCCCAAUGAACGCAGGGAGUACAUCCUCAGGGAGGAGGAACUCGUCGAGGACGUCGUUGACUCGGUGAGCGAAAUCGCGGCUAAGGAAGACGCGAGAUCAGUCAAAAACGAACCCCAUCAAAGGGCCAAGUGGAGGAUAAGGGACGACGACGAGGAGACCCUUGUUCCCGAUCUUCCUGAUCCGGACGCUUGGAAGGACUCCGAGGAUGUCGUCGAUGAGUCCAAACAUAUCGAUGGACAUUCUCGAGAUGCUGGAUGGAAGGAGAGGGAAUCCUCGCCGCCUGCUUCUCCUGGCAAGGAGAACUGGAAACUUCGAGAAAGUGAUCCCGCAGCCAACAAGAUAUCCAUGAUAUUGCCGGGGAACCAGGAACGGGCCGUUGACGUACCUGACGGCGCGUCCACUGUUUCUGCACCCGUCAAAGUGAACAAUGAACACCAGGACAAGGAUAGCCUGAACGAGGCGGCGAGCAACGCGGGGGGCGCCGUGGAGGGGCAUCCGAGUGGCAAUCCUUCGGGAGGGGGCGGGAAGCGCGAUGGUCUUUCGCAAUCCGCCACUUCCGCCUUGCCGCCCCCCAGGUCCUUGGUGUCGCGAAUUUUGGCGGGAGCUCGAUCGCACCACGACCUUCUGGACCACGCCGAACCCUUCUCUCAAUUAUGGGUUGUUUUAUCCAACGUUUAUGGAGAGUUGGUCGUGGUGAUCAUGCUGGCUUUUUGUUUGGCCGAGGUGAUGGACACGCCGGUCCCUUUGCACAGCUUGCAGGGAGUUUUUCUGAUGUACCUCUACGUGGGCAGCAUCGCGGUGAUCAUUAGUAUUUACCUCUGGGUCCUUAUCGACAGCUGCAGCAGUAUGGGGAGCGGAGGUGGCGUCGAUGACGCAGAAUUAGGAGGUGCUUCUUUAACGAGAUUUGGUUCGCUGAAGCGAGCGCAUAUUUCUCGGACGAGAACCGCACCAACUAGUUUCUACAUCCGGGUUGGGGCUCUGCUUUUCGGACUUGCAACGCUUGUCUUCAACGGUCUGGAAAUGGCGAUGCAUUCGAUGAUGCAGGGGGAUAAAUGCCACAACGAAAUCGUCUUCGUACAUCCCGUUCUCCACGGCCUCUUCACCUUUCUUCAGAUGCACUUUCUCUUCGUCAACUCUCAGGUCUUAGUCGAACGCUUUGGCCUAGCCGCAAGAUUUGGAUUCACUCAUCUUGCAGCUACUAACAUCGCUGUUUGGGCAAGGCUCGUCAUUUGGGAUUCUGCUCAAGAAUGGACUUACCUAGUUCAUCUUGCCCAGCAGGGACCCGAAGCCGAAACGUCACCCCUAAAUCUUCGUGGAUUUCCUGGAUCAAUCACUAGACACGUUCGCGAUUUACUGCAGGAUGAAUCAGUGCCAAGCAACGCUAUCCUGAACCCGUACCAGCCUAUUUCUGACGAACAAAUAUCCCAGGUCGUAGAUCUCCACGAUUGUCUGAAUACAAACACACUGGGUCGUCUCUGGACAUCAAGCGUGCCUUUUCUGUACCCGUUCAUCGUGCAAUUCAGCCUUAUUGCUGCGGCCGUAACGUACGUGAUGGGUCAGAACGUUGGCCGUAACCGUCUCUCGCACAAGCAGAAAUUCCACGUGAGCAAGGAUCUGACCAGCGACACGAGGAUCGGAUGUGACGGUUCGAGCAAGGGCCUAUUUCUCGGUAUCCUCUGCAUGGUCGCCGGCAUAGUCGUGAUAAUAAUAUUCCUCGUCGUUAAAGACGACAAAAAUUUCCCAACGGAGACUCUGGCCUGGCUAACCUGCGGCACUCCGAUCGGGAUAUUAGCGUUGAGUGGGCUCAUGACCGCCAGCGGCCUCGUUCAGGUCAGACAAAUGUCUGUGGUUACUAGAGCUCCGGCUGCUCUUGACGGACUUCUGUCAACCGUAGCCUUGUUCGGGGUCCAGAUCUACUCUGUAUUCACGAUGGUUGUGGCCGCGUGCUCGUUGGCGACGAUGGACGAAAAGUCCGAGAACCCCAAGGGCAGAUACGUCGUCCUCUUGGGGGUCUCGAUCCUACAGCUGGUCCAGUGCUGCGCCCAGAGCACCCUGAUCGCUGAGGCGUCGAAGAGAUCGUGUAUAACUCGUUUUCAGAUGAUGGCUAAACCUGCGAGGCAGGUGAUCACCUUCCUGUUGUUCAGUAAUGCGGUUUUGUGGGCUUUUGACACUGUCGUCACUCAGAGCUGGCUGUCGCAGGAACUUCAACUUAGAUUCUUUGGGGUUCUGGCGUGGGGUGUUAUUUCGAGAAUUGGACUACCUCUUCUUGUAUUUUACCGGUUUCACAGCUGCGUUUUACUGCUCGAAGCCUGGAAUAAGUGCUACAGAAUACCGAGGGGUGAACAUCCCCUCAACUGACAGCAUAGGACCACUCACCACGUCCUGCGCACCGGAAAGCAUGCUCGCUCGCAUCACCCGUACUGUCGGAGAAGAGUGACCCUCGACCUCGAGAGGCGGGGUGAAGAUUCGGCAUCGAAGGUAUGGUCGAAGGGAUGCAAGAGGUCCGAACCUCCAAUUGAAUCAGGGGUUGUUGAAUCUGCGGCCUAUUUACGGCCGUACAUUGAUAGCGCAAGCUGGUUGUACCUGGACUCGACACCUGUGCUCCACUUAACCUCCCCUGUGAUGCACCCUCAAAAUUUAGAGUACGCGAUGCCUCCACCCCGGAGAAAAUCUACCCAUCAUCAUCAUCACCAUCAUCAUCACCAGCAGCAGCAGCAAGAACAACAACAGCGUUCACAUCACCGUCACAGAACGCAUCGAAGAGUUGUUAGUGAUCCGGGUAUCAGAGCGUGGAGCAGUGGCCUUCAUCAUGAGUGGAAACGCCGACGUGUUUUUAGCUUCAAUAAUGAGGUGACUGGGAUAGGGUCUUCAGUGAACGGAGCGAUACACGAGGCCAGUGAAGAGAAUCCGUCGCCAGAUGAAGUGCCGAGAUCUACUUUUAGAAAAGUGCCAUGGCACCCGAACUUACAUAUGCUCAAGAUCAGACGUACCUGAGUAUUUCCAAGUUUAGAGGUGUUUCGUAUCAAUUGCGAAAGAUUUACUAUGGUGUAUUCAAGGUGAAGCCAUCGCAUCACCUAUUUCAGAUAACUAUUAUGUAUACACGAAUAAUUUAAUAUAAUAUAGUAUAUAGGAUCGAGAUAUAGAUAUCAUUAUUAUUAAAUGUAUAAUUAACCGUUAACUUAUGAGAAUUGUUUUACCCAAUGUUCGUCGUAUUAAAUAAUUUAUAACGAUUUGUUUAUAUGUAUAGGUGUCCGAGUGAUAGAUUAAUAAAAUUGCACGUAUUCUUUGAGAAUUUAAUUACAGCCGCUUUACGUAAACCGAUUGUAAAGUGCUAAGAAAAAAAAAUAUCAGGGACCAAUUCGUAUGUAGGUCGACUAUUAUGUAUGUUGCUAGUAUUAGGUGUUCUGCUAGCUCUUCUUUUUAUUACACAGCGCUUAGGGUUCCCAAUGUUUACAGGAAGCAUACUCGGGUUACGGAAUUCUGAUCAUUUCUUAAAUGAGACCCUUCUCAAUGGUCGGAAUCCGGCAACCUUUGUAUACCUAUAUUACAUACUUC